Messenger RNA from Neltuma alba, 1689 nucleotides. RefSeq lists its product as uncharacterized. The transcript is spliced from 4 exons. The record is from RefSeq and is a predicted model, not a curated record. NCBI's taxonomy places the organism in Eukaryota, Viridiplantae, Streptophyta, Magnoliopsida, Fabales, Fabaceae. The coding region runs from base 335 to 1417 and encodes 360 amino acids.
UCAAGUCUUUCCAUUUUCACGUUUCAGUUUCAUCAUAAUUCCCAAUCCCAAUACUAUUCUUGUUUCGAUCGAUGCCCUGCUUCUUUCCGUUUUUAAUUUCUGCAAUGUCUUCUCUGCGUUGACUGUGAGUUUGGAUUUCUCAUAAUUUUCAACUUUGUCGAAUCGAAAUCGAUUCUUGCUCUUGCCUUCUCGGCCGGUGAUUUGCCCGGAAUGAGUUUCGCGUCACUUUCCUUCACAUAGGAACUCGGCGUGUUUUACACGGUUCAGAGAGAGAGAGAGAGAGAGAGAGAGAGCCAUAUAUGUUUUUGUUAGAUUUUCGGUCUCACGCUUGUUUAUGAGGUGUGGAGUUCCAUCACUAAUGGCCAGAAAUGCAUCAUGGGGAAUUUUAUUCUUCUUGCUAAUCUUGUUCGGUGGUUCUCAUCCUUCACUGGGUUGGGAAUUCAGAAAACUGGGUGGCGCGGAUCCAAAAGUCAAUGGCACCACCGAUAGACUACAUGAUUCUCCGUCGCCAACUCCUGAUCCAAAGCCGAACGGGAAAUCUGGAAAUACCAACAAAACGGAUCUUCCUUCCCCCAGUACUGCACCGAAGGUAAAUCCAGUGAGUCAGAACAAUUCUGUUUCCCCAGUUCCAUCUCCUUUACCUAAUACGGACAAUGGGAAAACAUCCGAUAAUACAACUUCUGCAACUCCACCACCUGUAGCCAAAGGCAAUUAUCACAAGAGUGAUGAAAAGGGAAUGAAAAACGAUGGCCGAACUUUCUCACAGGUCAACACCUCUGAGAAUUGUGAUGGCUCGAGCGCUAAGUGCACAGAUGAGGGACAGAUGGUUGCUUGCAUUUCUAAAAGUGAGUCCAAAUACGUGGUUUUAAUUGUUCAAAAUGGAGGGGAUAGCAUCGUCAAAGUGAAGUUUUUUAUGGAAGGUAAUAUUGGAGGAGACAUUGAAGUAGCAGAGCAUCAAAACAAAAAGAUCAAUGUCUCAGUAACUAGCAGUGAAACAACUAAACUGGCUUUAAAUGCUGGAAAGGGGGAAUGUGUGCUUCACUUGGGUACUCCUGUCCCUGAAGAGGGGAUUUUCUUCCGUCUUCCUUCUUAUGAGAAAGUUUUAACACCAGUAAAUGGCGCGUACUUCCUCAUCGUAGCAGUUUUAAUAUUUGGCGGGACGUGGGCUUGCUGCAAGUUUAGGAAGAAGCGGCAUGAUGGGGUACCAUAUCAAGAGCUUGAAAUGGCAUUGCCUGAGUCCGUUUCAGCUACUAAUGUGGAGAUAGGCGAAGGUUGGGAUCAGGAUUGGGAUGAUAAUUGGGAUGAAGAUGUUGCUGUGAAAUCACCUGGGAGACCUCAUGCAGGAAGCAUCUCAGCAAACGGCCUUACUGCUAGAUCGUCUAACAGAGAUGGAUGGGAGAACGAUUGGGAUGAUUAGUAAUUUACAGUCAAAUGAAGCAAGGUUAUAGAAGUUGACUUAACAGAUGGGGGUGCAGAAAUCAAGUGCGAUCCCAACUCUGGAGGGACGUGACGAAUUUUGUUGUGGUGGGGCAUUACUUGCUAGGCGUCACAAUAAAUAUAGAGAAGAAGGAAAAAGAAAUAUUAUAGUUUUCACACAUUUGAUUUUUUUUCUUUUGGUGGUUUAGUUCGAGUUUAAUUGAACGUUUAGGUAAUGCCUCGACCUGAGGAAAAAGGACUGUGUAGAUGAAC